Brenthis ino (lesser marbled fritillary) is the source of this 1602-nucleotide messenger RNA. Lineage: Eukaryota; Metazoa; Arthropoda; Insecta; Lepidoptera; Nymphalidae. The record is from the annotation of a GenBank genome assembly.
AUGGCGCCGUCAUGGAUCAAAAAUCGUCUCAUACAAUGGUUAGAGGAGCACCGUGAGAUGGUGGUGUGCGCGUUCUGCCUGCCCGCGAGCUUUUUGUUCACUUUGAUACUGCGUUUAAAAGCUUUUGUGAGAAAACUCAACAGUAACCCACAGAGACAUGAUAGCGCAGUGAGGAAGAUUCAAAAUAAGGUGCAAGAAUGGAACAAACUACCACCAAGCAAAAGACGGCUUCUAUGCACAUCGAGACCCAACUGGCUAUCUCUCUCUACCACAUUCUUCCAGAAGCACCUACACCAUAAAGUCCCGAUACCGUUAUACGAUAUUUUGGAGUUAGACGAGAAAGCCAUGACGGUUAGAGUCGAACCGAUGGCGACUAUAGGGGAUAUAACCGAGUAUUUAAUACCUAAAGGAUAUUCUUUGGCUGUUACUAUUGAGUUGGUGGACGCUACUUUGGGAGGCCUUGCUCUCGGCACAGGAAUGUCGACACACUCCCACAAAGCGGGGCUUUAUCACGAGACAAUCACCAGCUACGAAGUAGUACUAGCAGACGGUACACUAAUGACCGCUACAGCGGACAACGAAUAUUCUGAUUUAUACAAAGCCCUGCCAUGGUCUCAUGGAAGUUUGGGUUUCCUGGUCGCUUUAACCUUGAAAAUCAUCAAAAUCCAACCUUAUAUUAAAAUCAAGUAUACACCCGUCGAAGGGCAGAAGAAAUACUGCGACAUGCUAAGAGAUCUAUCCGGAGCGAGGGAAGCCACUCCUAAAUGCCACCCAGAUUACAUAGAAGGCACAAUAUUUAGUAAAGACAAAGCGGUGAUAAUGACCGGGGAAUAUUCAGACUACGACCGAAAGAUCGUCGUUAAUCACUGUGCGAGAUGGUACAAGCCUUGGUUCUAUAAACACGUGGAAUCCUUUUUAGUAAAGGGUGAACGUGUUGAAUUAAUACCCUUGAAGGACUAUUUGUUACGUCACAACAGACCUAUUUUCUGGGUCGUCGAAGAUAUGAUAUCGUUCGGCAAUAACCCUCUAUUCAGGCUUUUAUUUGGGUGGCUGUUGCCUCCAAAGCCAGCAUUUCUUAAAUUUACAACAACUCCUGGUGUAAGAGCGUAUACUUUCACUAAGCAAGUUUUCCAGGACAUCGUCCUUCCUAUACACGUAUUGGAAAGGCAGAUUGAUAUAGCGAGCGAAUUGUUCGAGAAGUUUCCUUUGCUAGUAUAUCCGUGCAAAAUAAUAGACCACGGUCCACUGUCGGGUCAGUUGGGCCGACCUAAGGGAAAAUAUUUAGUGCCAAACACAAACUAUGCGAUGUACAACGAUUUAGGAGUUUACGGAGUCCCUGGAAGAGUGAAACAGAAAAAACCAUAUAACCCAGUGGAUGCAAUGCGUAAGAUGGAAAAGUUCACGCGCGACGUUGGCGGGUUUUCGUUUUUAUAUGCAGAUAUAUUUAUGACGAGAAAAGAGUUUGAGGAUAUGUUUGAUGUAGCGUUGUACCAAGUUGUCCGGAAGAAGUAUGGCGCGGAGGGGGCUUUCCCGCAUCUGUACGACAAGGUUAAGCCGGAAAUAGAUGUGUUUGCGAUUGGUGAACAAAAUAUUAUACAAAAU